AUGGAAGCUGUGUCCAGAGGGGUCGCCGAUUUUAUUUUUAUUUUUUUGUUUUUAUGUUUCGGGGAGGUGGUGAACCGCAGCAGCCGGCGGUUGUGUCCAGGAGUGACAUUUUCCUCAAGAGUGGGGACACGGAUUGAAGGCCGGAAUUCCAGCCAGAAGCUCUUGUUCUGCGCGGGCCAGAUGGAGCGGUUUCCGCUGCGUAGACCAAGUCCACACCUUCUCAUCGCUGGGCGUGGCGAGGAGGGGCUGCCCCGGGCUGCACGCACUUUGUACCCAGGCCCUUGUCCCGUGGGCGGACCGUGCACCGAGGGACAGGGCCUGGGGACCUCCGAGGAAAGUGGUCCGAGGGUCUGCUGGCCACCGAGAGGGGCAGGCUUCGACAGUGCCCCCCUGGCGCACACGCCAGGCUCCUCGCCCGCCCUCUCCAAAGGGCCCAGGUGGCUGCCCCGCGACGCCAUCCACCAAGCGUCGGACUGCAGCUGGAUCCCUCUCUCCAAAGGUCGCCGCCGCCGGGUCCCCGGGGCUCCCGCACGCAGGGCCUGGCGCGAAGGUCACCGCCCAGCACCACCUCGGGCUGCGCGUCCAUUUCCAAGAGGCAGGCGGUGGAGAGAGGGGAGCCCGGGCACCGUGUUCCCUCUUCCUCUCAUCGCCAACCUCCUACCCUUCAGUGGUUUCUGAAAAAUGAGAGAACUUAAAAAGAAGAAGAAG
Saimiri boliviensis boliviensis (Bolivian squirrel monkey) is the source of this 708-nucleotide messenger RNA. RefSeq lists its product as uncharacterized. The record is from RefSeq and is a predicted model, not a curated record. Lineage: Eukaryota; Metazoa; Chordata; Mammalia; Primates; Cebidae.